Messenger RNA from Cylindrotheca closterium, 2910 nucleotides. The record is from the annotation of a GenBank genome assembly. Lineage: Eukaryota; Bacillariophyta; Bacillariophyceae; Bacillariales; Bacillariaceae.
AUGCAGUCCGCACCCUCUUCCUCGUCGUCACUCCCUUCAGCACAAGCUAGUCAAGCCUUGUCUCCGUCUGUAGAGCCUCAGCUUAACGGAGGUGCGAGCAACAGCACCAAGAAACACAAGCGGGAGCAUUCAUCUACAAGCAGCACUUUGCAAAAGGCUGGUCUUUCUUCGAAGUCUGCUACUAGCACUGCCAAUGAAGGCGACUUGCAAACAUUUCUAGAUUGCUCCAAUAUGUGCAUCUUUGGCAUUGACAAAGAUGGCAAGAUUAACCUCUGGAAUCGGCAAAUGUCUCAGGUGUCAGGAUUCGGCAAAGACACCGUCCUGAAGCAGCCUCUGGCAUCCUCCACCUUCUUUUCAUCAGCAUCGGAGCAACAACAAGAAGUCUCCAAAGUCCUGGAUUUGGCACUUAAAGGUGAAGCUACCAGCAAUCACAAGGUGAAAAUGAAUAUAAUAAGGAACGGAGAAUCAUCCAUUCAGGAGUUUCUAUGGAAUGUUUCGGCACAACGAAGCAAUUCCGGAUCCAUAGUAGGAGCCAUCUGCAUGGCUCAAGUUGUUGAACCAUCGGAACCAUUGAUGAAUACCCAAGGUGACGGUGCCGCUGGUUCGCAGCAUAACAGCAAUGAUCACAACAAGAAGGAUGCAAUCAUGACUCUUCAGGAUUCUUCAUCGUCAUCCGGAUCAUCAUCUGAAUUGCAACGGCAAUUGGACAGUUCCAAUUUGCUCAUCUUUGGCAUCGGAAUGGAUGGCAAAGUGAAUGCCUGGAAUAAAAAAAUGGCCGAAAUUACGGAAUUCUCUAGAGAGGAGGCCAUGCAGCAACCCUUUUCCCAGACCUUUGUCUUGCCCAAGUUGAGAUCGAAGGUAGAUCAAAUUCUGCAACGAGCCCUGGAAGGAAAGGAAACGACCACGUAUGAGUUGGAAUUUAGAACCAAGGUAAAGAUGGAAAAGAUGCAUACUAUGACAGAAUGUAAUAUCAAGGUGAUGAUUGUACACGGAAUUCUGACACCUGCUUCUGCCUUUUGUUUUGUUCAAUCACAGGAGCGCAAGGAGUGUCACUUGUUGUUGAGUACCACCCCACGACGAGCGAAUGGUGAUGAAAAUGGCCCAGUUCUAGGUGUCAUGGUCUUUGCUCAAGAUGUUACCGAAGUGACCUUGCACGAUCGAGCGUCCAUGAACCGAGAACUCCGUCAGCUGGUGGAAACUGCCAAUGCUCCCAUUUUUGGGAUUGAUGUGGACGGCAAUGUCAAUGAAUGGAAUGAUAAGACGGCGGAAAUUACUGGAUUCUCGAAAGCAGAAGCCCUCCAUCAGCCAUUAGUGUCUACCUUUAUUGUUCCCAAUUUACGAGAGUCCGUUCAAGACGUCUUAGAUGCCGCGCUCCAAGGCAACGAAACUUCCAACUACCAAUUGGAAUUUCGUACCAAGACAAACGAGACACGAUAUUUGCUUGUGAAUGCUACCACUCGCCGUAACAUUGAUAGCGAAAUUGUGGGAGUGGUGGGUGUGGCCCAAGACGUUACGGACGAUCGCAAGCACUCGGAAGAAUUGCGGGAAAUGCAAUACAUUCGAGCAUCCCAAGAAGCGAAAUUGGAAACGGAACGCAACAUGACUGCCUAUUUUGCCCAUGAAUUGCGGAAUCCUCUUCAUGCCAUUGACAGUGCCCUCAAGCUCAUGCCGGACAUGCCGCUGACGGCCGAGUCGACCGAAUUGGUCAAUUCGAUGACUCAAUGUGCCAGUUUCAUGUCCUCGAUCAUGAACAAUCUCUUGGAUGUCCGUAAAAUGGAAGAAGGAAAGAUGGUCUUGAAUAAAAUGCCACUUUCGUUGACUGGUUUGAUGGAACGUGUCCGCACCAUGUUGCUUCCUUCGGUUCGGAGCGGAGUCACCUUUUUGACGCAUUACAAUUUGGGAGACAAGGAUUGGGUCAUGGGUGACUCGCAUCGGAUUCAACAAGUCUUGACGAAUGUCAUUACCAAUGCCAUCAAGUACACCCCCAGUGGAUCCAUUGUGGUGACUGUGAGUGCCAAGGAUGACUUGGUCCGAUUUGAAUGUAAGGAUACGGGUCCCGGAAUCCCCAAGCACGACCAAACCAAGCUAUUCCAUCGAUUUGUCCAACGUGGCGGUGCUCCGGGGACAGGUCUGGGUUUGGCCAUUGCCAAGCACUUGGUCGACUUGACGGGAGGUCAAAUCUUUUUCGAAAGUGACCCAGCAUCGCAUCCAGGAACCAGCUGUGUGAUUGAAAUGCCAUUGCCGAGCUGUUCGGAACCUUCCAAUGAUGAUGGAGCCGCUGAAUCCCCCUUUUUGGAACACCCCAUUCGAUUGCUCGUUGUGGAUGAUAUUCGUAUGAAUCGCACCAUGUUUCAUCGAAGGGUCAUCAAGGGAAUCGCCCCAAAGGCCAAGAUUACUGAAGCCUGUACUGGAGAAGAGGCAUUGGAUAUUUGCAAGCAUCAAGGAUUUGAUGUGAUUUUGAUGGAUCAGCACAUGGAGCAAGCUGGAGGAGUUCUGCUUGGCACUGAUACGGUGGUGGCCAUGAGGCGCCGGGGAAUCGAUUCGGUGAUUGUUGGCUGCUCUGGCAAUGACAUUGACGACCAAUUUAUGGACUCGGGCACUGACUGGGUGAUGAAAAAGCCAACACCGCCCAACGAUAUCAUUGUCAAACGGCUUCGACAGUUGCUGAAUCGGCGACAACGACUGUUGGAAAGACGCAUAGCAGGCAAUGCUAGUAACAGCAAUAACAAUGGUGGAAGCUCCCUUGUCAAUAGCUAUCACAGUGUUGCAGGGGUUCCCGCACCAACCGCUGCUCCAUAUGUCACUGACUUUUCCACUUCGGAAGCCGUCAAGCGACGAUUGGGAUUGUCCGUUUGCCCAAGCUUUGGACCACCUCCUCUUCACUACAAGAAGAAGCGAAAAGUUGUGUGA